AUGAGUACGUCUCUGCACUGAGGCAGUUCAGAAUGAGGCAGCCUUGGAGCUCUGCAAGACCUUCACCGAGGAACUAAGGGCUCGGGAGGAGGUACCCCAAGUCGUGAAACCCUGGAGGAGAAGGAUGGCCCUCACCAAAAGGGACACAGGAAACUUUUGACACAGCGUGGAGGGUCCCAGAGCACCCACCCAGUUGGAGUGGCCCCUACAAGCAAGGCGUUGAAGGAGGUGGACACCCACGGGGGCUUGCAGGGGAGGCUGACCAUGCAUCGCCUAUCCUUGAGGUGGGACCCACGUCUGAGGACAACCGCUGCUAGCGGUGAGAAGCUGCUCCGCUGGUGGAUGGCUCCGUCUGGAGGUCUCUCUCCAUCAGGCUAGAGGACCUGCGGGUGCAUUUACGGUACUCGCUGCAUUGCGGUGCUCGGCGUUACCUGUCUCGGUGGCUGAGGAUCCGGGAUAAAAAUACUUCACCAGUAAUGAACAGCAGCUGGUAAUGCACUGCCUGGCUUCCUGAAGAACUUGGCGCAGACCUACCCACCUCUAAAACAAUGUCAUUUCUCCUGCUGUGUCCUAACAGAUUGUUCUGGGUGCUGUCAAGGCACAUUAGAUUGCAUCAGUUCAACACUGGAAAUUCAUUCAAGACAUUUUUCCAGGCUGUCUGGUGGCUGCUGUUGGGAAUAAUCCUAGUUUGCUCUCCAGCAUAUUGUUCUGUUUUUAAAAUUGGACUGCUCGGACCCUGGAACUGUGACCCCUUCUUUUCCAAAGCCUUUCCCCAUGUGGCUGCCAGGUUAGCAGUGGGACGAAUAAGUAAAGAUCCUUCACUAGAUCUUGGCCACAGACUGGAUUAUGUGGUCCUGCAAGAAGAAUGUGAGACAUCAAGAGCUCUGGUUAGAUUCAUUAACUUUGGAAAGCUUUCCUCAGCUUUCAUAGGCCCUCUGAACCCUGGCUUCUGUGAGGUGGCUACACUUUUAGGGGAAAACUGGAAUAAAGCCAUCUUCUCAUGGAUGUGUAUCAAUUAUAAACUGGAUUCCACCAUCCACCACCCUACGUUUGCAAGGACCCUGCCCUCUCCAACCCGAGUUUUGUUUACAAUAAUGAAAUAUUUUAACUGGGCUCAUGUUGGCAUCAUUGCUUCCAAUGAGGAUAUUUGGAUGGACACAGCCAACAAGUUAGCAAGUGCACUCAGGAACCAGGGGCUUCCUGUAGGUAUUGUUACAUCCAUGCGUAAAGGAGAAAAGGGCAUUGAAGACACCUGGAAUGAGAUUAAAGAAGUUGAUGGCAUCAGAAUUGUCCUCCUGUGCAUGCAUUCUGUGCUCAUUGGCGGGGAGGAACAGGCCACCUUACUCACAAAAGCUCUGGAAAUGGGACUAGCAGAUGGAAGAUAUGUCUUUGUUCCAUACGACACUUUACUGUACAGUCUUCCUUACCAAAACAACUCAUUCAACAUCUUUGAUAAUGACAGCAAGCUCCAGGAGGCAUACGAUGCUGUGCUGACUGUCACGCUGGAGUCUGGAGAAAGGACUUUCUAUGAAUCAUUCAGGGAAGCUAAAGAAAGAGGUGAAAUAACCAUGGAUUUGGAAGACACCCAGGUUUCUCCACUUUUUGGAACAAUCUAUGAUGCCAUUUACUUCAUGGCAAUGGCUAUAGACAGUGCUCGAAGGAAAGGAGUCAGAAUCUCGGGAGCUAACAUAGCUGAGCACACAAAAAACUUCAGUUUCCCUGGAUUUAGUCACCGUGUAGAGACGGACAACUGUGGGAAGGGGCUGAGCAACUACGUGAUACUGGACACAGACGGUCGUGGGAACCAGCUCUUCCCGACCCACUUGCUGGACAUGUCUUCAGACUCUGUGAAAGCCCUAGGCCGGGCCAUCCACUUUCCCAGUGGAGCUCCACCCAAGCCAGACUCCAGCUGUUGGUUUGAUCCAGAUGUUCUCUGCACCGGAGGGAUUGAGCCUACAGUCAUGAUUUUGGGAGCAAUGUUAAUAUUUGCCCUGGUGCUUUGUGCUGUGGGCCUGGCUUCUCUCAUCAGGCACAGUAUCUUGAACAGCCAGCUAUUCAGGGGACCUAACAAGAUAAUACUGACCUUGGAUGACCUCGUCUUCAUCAACCCAGAGCUACAUAAAAAGAGGCUGACCUUGGACAGUCUGACUGAUGCAAACAGCGUAGCAGCCGAAGGCAGAAGCUUGAAAUCCAUAACCCGCUCCUUUUCCUUGAAGAGCACCGCUGCCACCCAUGAAACCUCCAACGUGGCUUUGUAUGAGGGAGACUGGGUGUGGCUGAAAAAAAUUGAGACGGGAGCAGUUCACAAUCUGCGGCAAAGCUCCACCAGCGUCUUGAGGAAGAUGAAAGAUCUGCGUCAUGAAAAUGUGAAUCUGUUCCUGGGCUUUUUCUCUGACUGUGGCAUCUUUGCUGUAGUGACGGAGUACUGCUCCCGAGGAAGCCUGGAGGACUUGCUGAGAAACGAAGAUAUGAAACUGGACUGGAUGUUCAAGUCCUCUCUCAUGAUGGAUCUAAUUAAAGGAAUUAGGUAUUUGCAUCACCGAGAUUUUGCCCAUGGACGUCUCAAGUCUCGUAACUGUGUUGUGGACGGCCGGUUUGUGCUGAAGAUCACUGACUAUGGUUAUAACGAGCUCUUAGAAGCACAGAAAUGCCCGUGUAUUCAGCCACCCCCAGAAGAAUUGCUGUGGACAGCUCCUGAGUUACUGAGGGACCCAGACAUGCUCAGAAAAGGCACGUUCAAAGGGGACAUUUACAGCUUUGCAAUCAUCCUACAAGAAGUGGUUGUUCGGGGUCCACCAUACUGCAUGUCAGAACUCUCCGCUGAAGAAAUUAUAAAGAAAGUGAAGAAGCCCCCUCCCCUGUGCCGCCCAAACAUAGCCCCUGAGCUGGCCCCCCUGGAGUGCAUCCAAGUAAUGAAGCAGUGCUGGAGUGAAGCCCCCGAACGACGUCCAACCUUUGAGGAGGUAUUUCAUAAGUUCAAAACCAUCAACAAAGAGAAGAAGACCAAUAUCAUUGACUCAAUGCUCAGGAUGCUUGAGCAGUAUUCGAGCAACUUGGAGGAUUUAAUCAGGGAGCGGACUGAAGAGCUAGAGAUUGAAAAACAGAAGACAGAAAAACUACUGUCACAAAUGCUCCCCCCAUCAGUGGCAGAAGCCCUCAAGACUGGUGGCACUGUGGAGCCGGAGUAUUUUGACCAGGUGACCAUCUACUUCAGUGACAUCGUGGGCUUCACAACCAUUUCAGCCCUCAGUGAACCCAUUGAAGUAGUUGACCUUCUGAAUGACCUUUACACGCUGUUUGAUGCUGUUCUUGGAAACCAUGAUGUUUACAAGGUGGAGACAAUUGGUGAUGCCUACAUGGUUGCCUCAGGGCUCCCAAAACGGAACGGAAACAAGCACGCAGCUGAGAUAGCCAACAUGUCCCUGGACAUCCUCAGCUCGGUGGGAACAUUCAAAAUGAGACACAUGCCAGACAUCCCCCUCAGGAUACGAAUCGGGCUGCACACAGGGCCUUGCGUGGCAGGUGUGGUGGGGCUUACCAUGCCACGGUACUGCCUCUUUGGAGACACGGUGAACACGGCAUCACGAAUGGAGUCCACGGGCCUGCCUUACAGAAUUCAUGUCAGCCAAAGUACAGUGGAUACGCUUCGGAGUCUAAAUGAAGGCUAUGAAAUCGUACCUAGGGGAAAAACAGAACUGAAGGGUAAAGGAGUAGAAGACACAUAUUGGCUAGUUGGGAAAAAAGGCUUUCUGAAGCCCUUACCUAAACCUCCUAAAAUAAAGCCAGGCCACAACUGGCCAGAUGUCCUGACCAGGAAACUCAAAUCUGUCCUGAGGGGGACAAAGAGGACACUGACAAAAGCAACCUUUAAAGAGCUGGGGAGCAUGAAGGAGGCCAGAAUAAGUACUGAAGAGGAUGAAAUCUGAGAAGAGCACAGCAAAAAACUAGUAAGAUCAGGAUGGACACCUUGAAGCCAACCCAGCAGAGGAGCUCACACCCUCCAUUUAAUUCCCUUCCAGCCAAAAGCAGUAUAAUUGAUGAAGCCUCUUAGCUCUUGCAGAGGGUGAACCUGAGCAGGCAGAUGAAUCCUGACCAUCAUCUAUUGGGAAACUGGGCACCAACUCAGAGCUGUAUGUGUGCUUUUUUGGCAGGGGUCCAUUGGGAAGGAAAGUAAUGGUGGUGGUGAUGGUAGUGCCAGCUCUUCAUCAGCAACUGUCGCGAGGAUGAGCCCAAAGAAUAUUUUAGCUAGGUCUGCGUGGCAGCAAAAACAUGUCUGGCUGCACUUGGGCCUGGAUUUGAACAAUAAUGCCAAGUGCUAAAAUGGUUUAACUGUUUUGCAUUAUAUAGAUUUUUCUUGUUGUUGUAGGAAACUCUGGUUUCAUGAAAAUCAGUGCAAUUUAGAAGAAAGUGGGUUUGACAACAACAAAAAAUAUUUUUCACUCUCCCACAAGGGGAAAUUUUGAAUCAAAAUGUUUUGUUCCUAUAAGUCAAUUUAAGCUGAAACAUUUUCUUUUAAAUUGACAUUUCAGCUGCAAAUGCCAUUUUAAUGCUAUUUUCAAACUGAAAUGACAGUUUUGAAAUGAAACAGUUUGGUAUGAAUCAAUAUUUGUUUCCAAAUGCCAAAAUGUGAUUCUGCUCAAAAUGUUAAAAUAUGUCAUCUCUGCAAUUCAAGAUCUGAACUGGAAGAACAUUCUGUUUUACUUUAUACGCACAUACAUAUAGCAUAUCUAAAACAUUUUACACUUUUCAUCUCAAAGCAGGAUGAAAACGGAAAGCCAAGAUAUUGGAAAACUGAGAUGCAGAGAAUGACAUUCUGCAGUUCCUUCAGCUGAGUAAUACUAAUGAGAUAUGAAUUUUCUUUGCUGCAAAACUGGAGCUGAGGGAACGAAAAGUACA
This is a messenger RNA of Aquila chrysaetos chrysaetos, 4896 nucleotides long. RefSeq names its product guanylate cyclase 2F, retinal (gene GUCY2F). The coding region runs from base 549 to 3926 and encodes 1125 amino acids. Lineage: Eukaryota; Metazoa; Chordata; Aves; Accipitriformes; Accipitridae. The record is from RefSeq and is a predicted model, not a curated record. The transcript is spliced from 19 exons. Gene Ontology annotation, biological process: protein phosphorylation; receptor guanylyl cyclase signaling pathway; cGMP biosynthetic process. Gene Ontology annotation, molecular function: peptide receptor activity; guanylate cyclase activity; ATP binding.